Molecule: messenger RNA, 1450 nt
Organism: Mobula hypostoma (lesser devil ray)
Lineage: Eukaryota; Metazoa; Chordata; Chondrichthyes; Myliobatiformes; Myliobatidae
Gene: mmachc
Product: metabolism of cobalamin associated C
Exons: 4
Coding region: 10-723 (237 amino acids)
Biological process (GO): cobalamin metabolic process
Cellular component (GO): cytoplasm
Molecular function (GO): cyanocobalamin reductase (cyanide-eliminating) (NADP+) activity; FAD binding; demethylase activity
Source: RefSeq, a predicted model, not a curated record
UGUGUGGACAUGUCGUCUUCAAUACAGCGCCGGUUGGAUGAGCUGCUGAGUCCAUAUGGUUUUCAGUGCAAUCCUUUCAGGAUUCAUUGGUAUAAUGCUGUUGUACAGCCUUGCUUUCACCUACAGUACCCAGGUGACACUUUGGCCUUUAUUGUUCUCAGCACGCCCCAGAUGUUUGAGAAAGCCUUCAAACCUUUCCUUACAAUCAGGCAGUUACAAGGUGUCCGGGAUCCUAUUGAUGAAUGUGUUGCUCAUUAUUUCUCUCUCGUGAGGAAAAAUUUUCCUGAUCAGAGGAUUGUAACUAUCCAUGACUUUGAACUGCUUCCUAAUCGAAGGCCUAAGGUUCUGGUACAGUCAGCUGCACAUGUGGCUGGAGCAGCCUAUUAUUACCAAAUGAAGGAUGUGCAGCAAAACCCCUGGGGAGCAAAAAAAAUAUAUGGGGUCUGCAUUCAUCCACGUUACGGAGGCUGGUUCGCAAUACGAGGAGUCCUGAUAUUUCCAGAUGUCCAGGACCCAUCCCUGGAGCAAACGUUGCCUGUGGACUGUGUUUCAACAGAAGAAAAAAGGAUCGAACUGCUUAAUAGGUUUAAUUUUCACUGGCAGGACUGGACCUACAGAGAUAUCAUUGAUGUAGAGGAAAGGUACUCCGAAGAACAAAGGCAGUACUUUGCUACACGACCUGCUGAAAGAUUUAAACUGCUUGAACAGAAAAGUGAUCGUUAAUGAGUUUUAGAGGAAAGCCAGAUAAACAGAAAGCAUGUAAAUCUUACACAGAGUACAAAGAGAGAACAUCUGUGAAAACCUGAAGCAAUACUACAUACCAAGAAUUUGCUUUCACAAUUUUAGUUGUACAAAUGUGAUGUUCAAUCAGGAUGUCUAGAAGGGUUUGGGUAGAAUGAAGCAAAUCCAUUUAUUAAGAUUUAAUGAGUAAAAAUUGUAGCUGGCUGCAGAUGGAGAGAUGGCCCAAGUCAGAAAUUUGACAUGUGCUUGAGAAUGACUGUCUAGAAAAGAUUAAAGGCUGGGUGAGUCUGGUGUUGGAGGAAAUUGCAUGUACUUUCAAUUUAAUUCAUUGCCAAACUAAUGGCUGAGGACAAUAGUCCAAGGUGAAGGGAGUCAAAAUGUGGCUGUCAGAAUUUUUUAAAGUGAUAAAAGACAUAAAAUAAAAACCAGGAGGUGAGUGUUUAGGUAACUAAGACUAACUUAAAAGCUGAAAAUCAGGAAAAUGGCUGAUGAGGGAAAUCUAGCAUACAAGUGGAAAAUGCUAGCAACAUGCAAAUCAGGUUGUGGCUGCGAGGAGAGGAACAGAACUGACCUCUCAGAUUGGAAAAAUAGUUCUUUUGAAAUAUUCUUUGUGAAUUAUUCUAUAAGGGAAUAAAGUGGGUUUAUUUUUAUAGAGGAUGUAUUAUGUAUUCAUGAGGAUGUAUUAUGUAUUCAUUCUGUGUUUUAAUGU